Oryctolagus cuniculus (rabbit) is the source of this 4455-nucleotide messenger RNA. NCBI's taxonomy places the organism in Eukaryota, Metazoa, Chordata, Mammalia, Lagomorpha, Leporidae. The record is from RefSeq and is a predicted model, not a curated record.
AGUUGCUAUAUAAAUUACAGUUAACAUGUCCUAUACUAUGGAACUAGUGCUUUUCAGUUUUUCCAUUCUUAUGACAGAUAGGAUGGCUAGAAAGGGCUAGAGUUGAUUAUUUUCCUUCUUCCAUGUUUAGGCUCUGAUAAAACCACAGUCAGUUAAGUUCUGGAAAAAUAGUUUUUCUUAGAGCAGAACUGGUUAAGUAUAUUAUCUGGCAUAUUUCAAAGUGAUUUAUUUUUCUCCCCCUUUACCUGAAGAAUUUUCUUUGACCUUUACUUUAAGGAGUUGAUAGAGAUCCUGAAGAUAAAGCACAUGAAAGCUUUUUUCCAAGUCCUCCAUUUCCCAUGACAUGAUCAUCUGGAUUAUUUAUUUAUUUAUUUAUUUAUGAGGCAGAGAGAGGUUGCUCCUAUUCACUAGUUCACUCCCCUGAUGCCUGCAUUGGUAAGGCUUAGCUGGGCCAAAGUGGAAAGUUGGAGACUCAAGCCAGUCCUCCAACAUGGGUGGCAAGAGUCCAACCGCUUGAGCUAUCACCAUGCCUUCCCAGGAUCUACGAUAGCAGAAAGCUGGAGUCAGCAUGCAGGGGUGGGUAUCAAUUCCAGAAUGGGACAUGGGUAUUCCAGUUAAUAUUUUAAACAGCAAGCCAAAUGCCUGCCUACUGUCCUGUCUGCCCCCACUGCCAAAACCCAGAGUUCUUAGGUCCCAAUGCUUGUUCCGUCUGAAUCUCUAGAAAUCCAUCAAAUAUAUCUCAGAUUUUCCUAUCUUGUAUUGAUUCCUUCAAGGUUUAUGCUCAGUUUAUACUCCAGUGAAUUAUGAUUCGUUGUGUAUGCUUUGAUGUCCCUCCAAAUUUCAUAGUGGUCAUUUAUGCUAUAACCUUUCUUUUUUCAUGGAUCUGAAGAGUUACUGAUGUUCAGUUCAUAUUUUUGCUUGUUAGGAUAAGGUAAGGACUUCAAAGUUCCUUGCAUGUAUAAGACAUUGAAUCUUAUUUUUGUUGCUGAUAAAUGUAUUUAUAAAUAAAAGUCUUCUUGGUUAUUUCAAUGAAGAUUAGCAAGGGAGAAAAUGGAGGGGUAGAACUACAUCAUAACCUGUAGAUCUGCCUACUGCUUUGAGGCUUAAUGACAGACUUUCUGUGAUUUUUGUUUGCUGCCUAACUUUUGGUUGGAUUUGGCUACCAGAAGAGUUUCUUACAUAAUUAUUUACUUCUUUUUGGACAACAUAAAAUUACAGACAUCUUCAGAUAGUAAAUAGAUAGUACUUGUCUCCAGGCUUCUUUUUUAUUGUUUAACCCUAGGUGGUUUUGUCCUAAUCAUAGUUGAGCAUCUGAAGUAACUAUAUCUUACUGUGUUUUAGGGGAUGGACUUCAAUGGAAUAACCUUUCUUCACCAGUGACCCCAGGAGAUACCUUCACUUUGGCCCAUGUUUUCGGAAUGCUUUUAUUUGAUGCUUGUUUGUAUGGCCUUGUGGCCUGGUAUGUCGAGGCUGUAUUUCCAGGGGAGUAUGGUGUGCCUAAGCCAUGGUAUUUCUUUGUUCAGACAUCCUACUGGUUUGGGAAUCCAGUCAAAAAGAUGGAAGAAGAUAAUGAACUUUCAAGUUUUGUGGAAAAUGAAUAUUUUGAAGCUGAACCUGUUGGUUUGGUGGCUGGUAUCCAGAUCCACCAUUUACGUAAGGAAUUCAAAUUACAUAAGACUACCUUUGUAGCAAUAAAAGACUUGACUUUGAAUUUUUAUGAGGGCCAGAUCACUGUUCUUCUAGGACCUAAUGGAGCAGGAAAGACUACUACAUUAUCCAUUCUCACAGGUUUCUAUCUUCCUACCAGAGGAAAAAUCUAUAUUAGUGGAUAUGACAUCUCAAAAGACAUGGUUCAAGUCAGGAAAAACUUGGGCUUGUGUCCCCAGUAUGACCUAUUGUUUCCAAAUAUGACAGUGUCAGAACAUCUUCUUUUCUACUGUGUGAUAAAAGGAGUACCUCCACAGAGGCGUUCUGUAGAAAUUAACAAAAUGCUGACUUCUUUUGGCCUGCUACACAAACGUGAUGAAUUUUCAAAGUCUCUCAGUGGAGGAAUGAAACGCAAACUCUCUAUUAUUAUUGCACUUAUAGGGGGCUCCAAGGUAGUGAUACUUGAUGAGCCAACAUCUGGCAUGGAUCCAGUCUCAAGGAGAAGCACCUGGAAUGUCCUUCAGCAGUUUAAAGAGGAUCGAACCAUCUUACUGACCACUCAUCACAUGGAUGAAGCUGAUGUCCUGGGUGACCGCAUUGCCAUCAUGGUCAAAGGGACCCUGCAGUGUUGUGGCUCCUCCAUUUUCCUGAAAAAAAGAUAUGGUGUGGGAUACCACUUAGUCAUAGUGAAAAAACUUGAUUGUGAUGUUAAGAGAGUCUCCAACUUGAUUAUUUAUUAUGUACCAACUGCCAGUUUGGAGAAUGAUGUUGCAGCUGAAUUAUCAUUUCUACUACCGAAAGAAUAUACACACAGAUUUGAAGCACUCUUUGCUGAGCUGGAAGAACGUCAGGAAGAGUUGGGCAUUGCUGCCUUUGGUGUCUCUAUGACUACCUUGGAAGAAGUUUUCUUUGCGUAAGUGAUUAUGCAUGAGGAAGGCAGAGGAAAACCUCCUCUUUUAAUAUAUAUUUCAGUUGGAAAGCAGUUCUCAUUUUGUAUAAUGCUGGAGUAAUGUAGAAAUCAUAGUAGAUUUCUGGCUAUGCUAGUCUGUUAAUGCCAGGUGGAUUCCCUUAUGUACCUCACUCCACUAGUGCUGUGAUGCUGCACCAGUGAAUUGUGGAACUUAUGUGAGAGCAGCAGAUCAGAGAUCAGGGACACAGGACACUCAGUGUUAAACCUGAGGCUAUGCGACUGCAUAAAGAUUGACUGCUUUUAUUGAAUACCCAGGCAGGAGAGUAUUAGGAAAGACUGUGUGUCAGACUUUCUGGCUUGGAUUCAGGUGCCUGUGUCUUUCAAGGAUAGAGGAGUUAGGAUUGGCCUAGAUAGUAAAAUUACAUGGUCAUAGAAGUCUUGGAUUUAGCUGAAGGUUUUAUUAGGGAGAACUCUACAAUCUUGAUCUAAUCUUGGCACUGUAACCUACUUAACUUGUGUGUGGUUUGUAUUCUGAGAUUAACUUGUGUACUUCUCAUGCAGCUUGACAAGGCUAAUGCAAUGUGUCAGAGCACAGGGAAGAAUCACACAGAAUUGUGAUAGUCUUUUCAAUAUAAUUUAUUAUUCAAUAUUCAAUACCACUCAAUAUAUAUACAAUGCACGCAUCUAAAGGUCAAUACCACCUAAUAUGUCAUUAGUCCAUAGGUCAAAACACACAUCUAGGAGUAAGACAACUUCCAGAAAUAUCCAGCAGUAGUAAUAAGUAUAACACCUACAAAGCAUAAAAGCAUAACCAGUCUAAAUACUCAUGGCUAAGGUUGUAAUAUGAAUGCUGCAUUCUCAAGGUUCAUAUCACAGUCAUGAAAAGUCAAAGUCCAAAGUCCAGAGUCCGAAAUCUCUAUUACCACUUGGAGAGAUGGAUCUCAGAACAGUCACUUACAGGCAGGAGUGGUGGGAUGACUGCACUCUGGGCAGUAGGCUCGAAGUUCCAAAGUGGACAGCAAGGUGAACAGUUGGAGAGGUGACUGAUGAGAGGUCCAGUCCGGCUCCGAUGUCAGCUCGGGCAGCAGCUGGGAUGUUCAGGCGAGGUUGGCUCUAGCAGAGUGGUGAGCAGAGCUUCAGUCAGUGAAGACUUGGGCAGAGUUCCACGUGCACUGAGCCAUGGUCCCUGAGGGGAUGAAGAGCCAGGUGUGAAGCUUGCCUUUUUAUCCUCCUUCUGGGGUGGGUGGGUAGUGAAUGUGCCCUGAUGUGUCACCAAUCACAAGCUCAUCUUUUGGGAUGUCACCAACCAGAUGUUGGUGUCUGGGUGUGACCAAUGGUGUUUUAGGGGUCUUCUGGAUGUGGCCAAUCGUGGUGCAGUAGUGUAGGUAAAGUGUGGGGAGCAGCCCGGACUGGACUGAGUUACUGGAAUUAAGACUUAUUCUAUGCAUCUGCUCUCCCACAAUAUGGCGCUGGGAGAGAACUAAACAGCUUCCGCACAGCUGCCUCCAGUUCAACCAAUAAAUUGUAGGACUUGCUCCUGAUUGGAGAGUAGCGUACUCGGCGUGUGGGCAGCCGAGUUGGGAUUGGCGGAGGAGGACUAUAAAGGAGGAGAGAGACGGCAUGCACCGGGAAACAUCUAAGGGGAACAUCUAAGGGGAACACCUGUGCAGCCCCCGAGAAAGCCGGCCGGCGGUGUGCCGCUCCCCUGCGGAAGUGGGGAAUGUGGCCAGGGGGAACUGCCCUUCCACGGAGGUGGAAGGGAUAGUAGCCAACCCGGGAAGAACCAGCAGCAAACCCAGGGAGGGCCGAGCAGACGAGAGAACAGCGCAGGGUCCUGUGUCGUUCCUCCACGAAGAGGGGGAGCGACAUAAUGGUGCCGUGACUCAGAUAUGAAGCCU